AUGACGCGUCGCCGUCGCUACUGUCGCUGUCGUCUUGGCGCGGCUGCCGCGGCUGUUUUUAGCUGUCAACGCCACAGGCCAACGAUUGCGAAUCGACGCGAUCGAAAGCACGUGUAGCGGUCUACAUGGAAAAUCGCGUCACCGUGGUCGAUUUCUAAAUUCGGUUCUGCAAAAAUUCUGUGCAGUGCCUCUCCCGAUCAUCCGUGGGCAAAGAAAAAAAAUAAUUGUAAAUCAUCAAAGUCGACGUUAAAAGAGCCGAGAUGGCGAGCACGGCUGCAGCGAGAUUCAUCUCGGAGCCUAACGCAGGUCUGUACCGAAGCGCCUCGUUCAGCGUGCAGCGUCGUCAGCCACAACAAUCGCACCAUCAUCCUCAGCACCAUCGUCAUCAUAAUAAUAAUAGCAAUAACGGCGCGGCGAGCGUCGUCGUGGAUCGGGUUAACGAUCGUUGUCCGCAGCAGCGCCAGCGGCGAGCGGUCGCCGACAGUAACGGCUACAAGUAUGGCAGCGAAUGCGACUGCUGCCCGUAUGGCUACCACAUCGACGUGGACUUCGUGCGUUUCUGCGAGGAUUGGCAGAACGCGGCUUGCGACAGGCUGGCCGAGGAGAAGCGCCGCAGACGAGCCAAGCAGAAGCAGCGCCAGUCGAUGGAAUUUAUGCUUGGCCUACCGGACGAGGCCGAUGCAUCGAGUACGGAUGCCGAUACGUCUCCUCCGCCAUCGAGCGAGAUGAGGGCAGUGGCUACGAGUACACCGGUAGAGCGUCCGAGUCAGGCAGCAGCAGCGGCAGCAGCACUUCCGAAGACACGCCAGGCCCCCGAGAGCACGACGGCUCAGUCGCACAAGGACUGGGAGGACACGCUGAGCAAUUUCGAGCAAACGCUCUCGCAGUCGUUCAGCGGCCCGAGCCGUAGCUCCAGCAUGACGUCGAUCGCCAGCCGAUGUCACAGCUCGCUCGAGCCGUCAAUCAUGGCGACAGAUUAUCAGCAGCAGCAGCCGUACUACCAAACGAAUCGCAGCGGUACCUGUUCGCCUCGUCCGGCGGUGCCGGCUCGACCGCCGCCACCCUCGAGCCUCGACUAUCCUCUGUCGACCCGGCUCAUUCUUAGCCAAGCUCGUCAACAGCAGCAGCAGCAGCAGCAGCAGCCAUCCAAGCAAGAAUGCAGCUACGAGGCGGAUAAAAACAAUGCAGCUACGAAGCAGUCCCUGCAACACGUCAGGGAGCAAAUGGCCGCCGCUCUCGAGCGCAUGAGGCAGCUCGAGGAGCAGGUCAAGCAAGUGCCCCAGCUGAACGCGCAGAUCGACUUGCUGCGGGAGGAGCGAAGCUUGCUGCUCGAUCAGCUGGCCUGCCUCAAGAGGGCCGAGGCCAGAAGCGCGACCAACAGAAGGGACGCGGCCACCGGCUGCGCCGUAGCCACCAGAGACGUAGCCGUUGACGCUACCCGACAGGUCGAAAGCCGAGACAACUGGACGAGUCCCCAGCCCGUAUGGUUGACGAGCUCGACCACGCAGACGACCAAUCUAUCCGUCUCGAAAUCGACUCAGAGCGAGGCCAGUUCGAGCGCCGGUCCGACAACGUGUGCGAGCGUCGGAACGCAGCAUCGAAAUGCCCGAGGCAGGCUCGAAAGUGAAAAAAGCCAAUGCCACGAUCGAAGCACUCAAAGCCGUCGGCUCGAGACCGUCGACAAAGCGACGGCUAAUCCGAAGAUCCCCGACAAGGAGCUUGGCGAGGUCAUGUUCCGGGGCAUGCACGCCAAAAGAAACAACAAGGAGGUCCAGGCGACCGAAAGCCCAUCCUGGAGGAAAAUUAAACUUAAUCGAGGAGUGAGCGCCAAGCCGGACUCGAACAGCGUCUCGACGGAGACGUGCGACGCGAGUCUGAGCCUCGUGCAGCUGCGCCGUCAGGAGCUCAUCUCGGCGUCGAGCAGCAGUCUAGGGGAAAAAGAUGGAGCGCCAACGAGCCACAAGAGCGUCGCAACGAGCAUAGGACCGAACGAGUUGCGAAGCCGUCAGGUGACGCGCUCAACCGAGACCCCGGCAAAGAGACAUCGAGACGCGGCCACGUCACCGUCCCAAAGUGUCAAGCUCAUCGACGCCUCGGUCGGCACGACUAGCAGUGCCAGCAGUACCAACUACUGCGACGAGUGCAAGCAGGCCAGCCAAAGUCGCAUGAAUCGACCGGUUCCAGCCAACGAUCUUGACAAAUCAUUAGCCAGCAUGACGAGGCAGCAGCAGCAACAACAACAACAACAACAACAAAAACAACAGCGAACAAGAAUCGCCGUAGCCAAAAGUCGAGUGGGUCUACAUCAGGUAGUAAGCAAGCAACGAGCAGCCAGCGCCGAGAGAGCAAAGAAACAGCCGCAACACCCAGCACCGUUGCAGAGAACCAAGUCGGACGCGAGGCCACGAACGAGAAUACCGGUGCCCAACGAUCCGAGAAGCAAGAGCAACCUCAUAAGACAGAACACUUGGACCCAGAGCCUUGAUAAGCUCGAGGGGUCGGAUUUGCUGGAUAGGCACUACGCGGAUAGACAUACGUCGUCGCGUCCGCAAACGCCAGCCAAGCCAAAGUCGCUUCAACAGUCACCGGCUCGCAAAGUUACCGCAACACCGCCGACUCAACAAGUAUUAAGCAGACCGAGCAAAGCACCCCCACCGGCCCCGGAGCCUAAAUCGCAGCCACCCCUGACGCAAUCAUCGACGGCGCAAGCAGCGGAAGCAGCAGCAGCAGCAGCAUCUCGAAGCGUCGAAAAUGAAGAGAUCGAGGAGAUGCCAAUUAGCCAACUGAGCGAGGAAAUGGUUCGAAGCGUCGCCCUCGACUCGACACCCGACAGGACGAUCGGCGGACCCUGCCUUUCCCGCGAGAUUACGGCAGCGCUCGAUCUCCUGGACAAGGAGGGCCUGAACAAGCAGACCUCCGCCUGCUCGAACGCGGCCAACGUCGUGCAGCACGAGUGGUUCAAAGCGACGAGCGUCGCCGGGGCCGAGGCCAGAUUGGUCGAGCGCUGGCUCGACAGGCUCGAGCAUCACGACUCGCUGCUUGGUCACGUGGUCAACCUGCGCGACUCGAGCGGCAACACGGCCUUGCACUACGCCGUCUCGCACGGCAACUUCGACGUCGUCUCGGUGCUGCUUGACUCGAAGGUCUGCGACGUCGAUCGGGCCAAUGGGGCUGGCUACACGCCCGCCAUGCUAGCUGCCCUUGCCCGGCUAAGGAGUCCCGCUCACGCCGCGGUCGUCGAGCGCCUUUUCCGCAUGGCCGAUGUCAACGUACGCGCCAGAUUGCACGGACAGACGGCCCUGAUGCUCGCUGUCUCGCACGGGCGAAAGGACACGACAGCCCUACUACUGUCGGCGGGAGCAGCAGUCAACCUCCAGGACGAGGACGGCAGCACGGCUCUCAUGUGCGCAGCCGAGCACGGACACGCCGAGAUAGUCCGACUACUGUUGACGCAGCCCGACUGCGACGCCAGUGUCACCGAUGUCGAUGGCAGUUCGGCUCUGCGCAUAGCCCUCGAGGCUGGACACGCCGACGUCGGUGUAUUGCUCUACGCGCACCAGCGCCAAAAAGCCCAACUGUUAGCGGGCGUUGGGGGCGGCUCCCAGUCCUCGCUCAUACAGGCUGCUCGGGGAAUUCGACCGAUCUCGGCUUCGGCACCCAACAGUCCCGUGCCGCGACGACUCAGAUCGGCUAGUUUGACCGAGACACCAGCCGCAGUUGUCCAGACGCCCCAGGCCAAGCUGUCGAGUUCACUUAUAUGACGAACGAGCAAAAAUGGUCCAUUCAAGUGGUUGCGACAUUUCCGACGUAAUUGAUUCUAGCGGGUCUGAACGAGAGAAUGAGAGAAACAGAGAGACCUUAUUUAUAUAUAAAAUAUAUGUAUUGUUGUCUCGCGAACGACACUUCCGUAUCUUUUAUAUUGUUGUACAUUAAAAGAAGUAAUUGUUACUAAUAUAUGUAUAAAUGAAUUGUAUUGCAAGUACAAUAUACAUUAUGUAUAUACUUACAUAUAAACAAAUGCGAUUGUAUUUGUAGAUAAUUUUACUAAGACAAGUGAAGCCCGCGGAUUUUAUAAGUGCUCAUUGUACAUGUAUGACAUAUAACGCGCUCAAGAACUAGGUGUAGAUCGUUUCAACGAAUUCAGUUUGGUGAUCAAACUUUGAUCCUUCACUCGAUUCAUCGUAUACUGCUCCUUAUACGAAAUGUUAAAUCAUUUUUGGAUUCCCGUGGCUGCAAUGACUUGUACUAUCAUUAAUGCGUAAAUGAUAAGAGAAACAAAAGUGUGCAAAGGAAAAGAAGAUCGAAAAAUUUUCAUUUGCUUUUUAUUUUUUUUAAAUGUAAAUUCUAUUUUGCUUGUAGCAAGUUUACCUAGUUACGCGAAAGCUUAGAGUAGAAUAUCUCGAGAUAAAACAAUGCAUAUUUAUGCCUUUUUAUUCUGGCGAACUUGAGCUCGUCGGUUUACAGAGCUUAUACUUUAUCCGUUACUAUUUCCUAUAAAAAUAUUUUUCUGCUGUACGUUUUUUUUGUGUAAAUAAUCAUGUUUCGCGUAAAAAAGUCAGUAUCAAUUUUUAUGGUACUUGGUUGAUAUAAAACAUAUGAUCACCGGUAAAACGUUAGAUUUACAGUAACGCGCCAAACAUGCUCUUUGGUUGUAAUCAAGUGUACAACAAAAACUGAUUAGAUUAAUAAUUGUAGCGUAGUUUCUAUUCAUGCAUUGUAUCACGUAAUAGUACAUUACGUAACUGAGGCGGGAGGUUGUCUAUCUUGCAAGACUGUCAGUUUGCAGCCCGAGCGUAGCUAGGGUUGCAUUGACACGAGUGCAAAAUUGACCACCACCUCAGUUACGUAUAGUAUUUUUCAUCAUCGAGUGCAGGAAGUUAAUUUUAAGAUUUUCCCGCACGCCACUCCGUGCGUAAUGUACUUAUCUAUAUUGUAACGCAUAUUACAUAUGUAGUUGCUGCUGGGUCUUAUUUUCCUAAGUGUUUCGUUCACUCCAGACGCGGGUUGGAUACUUCGUGUCUAAAAAGUAAGAAAAACAUAAUACUGUGCCCAAAAAUUAAUAAUCAACACUUGCUGCAACUCAACAAACUGAAACCUUUCAAGGAUUUUUUUGCAAAUCGAUUUCGGUUAUUUGAGUUGCCCCACUUGUUAAUGAUUAACUUUUGAACCAAGCGUGUUAUUUUUCUCACUUUUUAGCCCCGAUAAUCUAAAACAGCGUCCGGAGUGAAGAUAAGAAAUUUUGAGAAGGAAGAACCAGUGUAGUAUGUAGGGUAAAUGAGCUGGUUACUGAUCACCUUUCAGUUAAUGACCAACAAAUUAUAUCAACAUAUUUAUUGCAAACUUUUAAACGUAUGAAAAUUAUUCAAGACCCUUAAAUACUUAUUGAUAACACCGUGGACAUAUAAUAAAAAAUAGGAUACCAAUUUCUCGAUCAGAUGACCGCGUCGAUCACUAGACUUUCUGGAAGCAUGAGGUUUAUAUGAAAGGGCCCACAUCAUCUCAAAUGACAACUCGAACUGCGCCAAUUCGCUCGUGGACAACUCAAAUAUGCGACAUCUCGACCGGUUACAGCUUGACCCUGCGACAAGUCGUCACCAAAAAAAACCAAAAAUAAAGUGGAUGUAAAAACAAAUUUAUUAAUAAUAGAAUGUGUAAAGAAAGAUUAGCAACAUAGUAAUGUUACUCAAAACACGAUAUAUAAUAUAAUUGUCAUCAGUACAAUGUUACCUGAAACACGAUAUAAUUAAAAACGAACACACUUACCGAUACACAAAUAAUACCGAUCGCAAAAAAAUAUUAAAUUUUAUCGAGGUCGAGCUGUCAGGGUCAAAAUGUCGCGCCGAGCUAUCAGAAGUCUACCUGACGCGCUGCCACCUUUCACCUUUUGUCGUCAGAAAGUAUUUUCAAAAUAAUUUUUAAUUACCAUACGCAAGAGCUAUGGUUAACAAAAUUACACUUUUUUUUAAAUAGUCGAUUUUAGCACAUUUACCCUGAAAAUUUCAUAAGGAUAUAAUUGUUACAUUUUUCCAACUGCAAUUGUUGCAUUUUAUAUACAUCAACGAAUGUUUAUAUUGUUGUACAUGAUAGAUUAUGUAUGAAAAAUUGAAUACGUCUUGAGCUAUUUGAUUGAGUUCAUUCGUCAAAGAUUCACUGUUUACAAUGUAAAAACUCGAAGGAUAAGAAAUUUAAAUACAUAUAAAAAAACUACAUGCUGAAUCUGUUAAAAUUAAUUUUACCAUGAAGUAUCAUUUUGAAGUCAGAAUUGAAAUUCUGAUAUUUCAAUGUACCGUCACUUUUAAUUAACUUGCUCUAUUAUAAUGUUGCUCUAUUAUAUUAUAAUUAAGAUUAUAUAAUUAAGACUGGGGUCCGGGGACAAAACGCC
Molecule: messenger RNA, 6382 nt
Organism: Trichogramma pretiosum
Lineage: Eukaryota; Metazoa; Arthropoda; Insecta; Hymenoptera; Trichogrammatidae
Gene: Kank
Product: formin-J-like
Exons: 8
Coding region: 261-3761 (1166 amino acids)
Biological process (GO): negative regulation of actin filament polymerization
Cellular component (GO): cytoplasm; cytoskeleton
Molecular function (GO): protein binding
Source: RefSeq, a predicted model, not a curated record